Panonychus citri (citrus red mite) is the source of this 2754-nucleotide messenger RNA. RefSeq names its product neprilysin-11-like. Gene Ontology annotation, molecular function: metalloendopeptidase activity. Gene Ontology annotation, biological process: protein processing. Bases 145 to 2415 code for a protein of 756 amino acids. NCBI's taxonomy places the organism in Eukaryota, Metazoa, Arthropoda, Arachnida, Trombidiformes, Tetranychidae. The record is from RefSeq and is a predicted model, not a curated record. The transcript is spliced from 16 exons. Gene Ontology annotation, cellular component: plasma membrane.
ACAAAAAUAAGCUGGAUACCUACAGUUACAUGGAUUCGAAAUUGAUAAUUAACAAUAUUAACAUUGAUCUUAAAUAAUCUUCCAUUUUUCUUUAAGAUGGAAAAUCAUCAACAAUCAAUCAAAUUAUAAGAUUAAUUGGUUAAAAUGUCUGAAUUAACUAACGUGCCUUCAAGUAUAGCCGACAAAGAACAUGUCACUCGAAAAAGAUCAUCAUGUUUUCAUCUUCGAAUGUUACAAUUUAUAAGCUUUCGACAAUUUUUCCUCUAUUUAUUAUUGUUUAAUGUUCUAUUAUUAAUUAUUACUUUAAUUUCUAGAGGAGUAAUUAAUCCGGAGGAAAUGGAAAAUACUGAAAUUUGUAAUACUUCAAAGUGUCUUGAAGCAGCACAAAGUUUACUCAAUCAAAUUGACGAAUCAGUAUCACCAUGUGAUGAUUUUUAUCGGUUUGCCUGUGGGGGAAUGGAUAAUGAAUAUACUGUUUUACCGGAAGGAUUUUCUUCUAAUGCAAGAGUACCUAUUGAAAUGGUUGAAAUUCAAAAAAGAGUCAAAAAUUUAAUGAAUGGCCUGAGGGAUCGAGAUCUUUAUCCUGGUGGUUAUCAAAGAAAAAUGAGAGACUUUUAUAAUCUUUGUCAACAAGCUCGUAGUCGCAAUAGAAAUUUGUUUGUAUUUAUGAGAAUGAUUCAACAAUUGGGUGGAUGGCCAAUUCUACGAGGAGCUGGAUGGAAUGAAGAAUCUUUCAGCUUAACCGAUAUUCUGAUAGAAAUGAGAAGAUUAGGAUUAUCUUACGAUGUAUUAUUCCCAAUCCGUCUUAGACAUUUAGCUCCCAACGAUGAUGUCCAUCAAGUUACGAUAUUUAAUGAGGAGACAAAUUUAAAAAAUUUUUACAAUCGUUAUCAAGACUCUAUUAAUAGAACCUCACUUUACGCGAAUUUAAGCCGAUCUGCCUUUGAACGUUUGGGACACACAAAUGACACAUUUGAUGCUAUGCGAAAUGCGAUGAACUUUGGUAGAUCGUUAGCAAGAAUUCCAGGUUACCAGAGUUCCAUGUUUCUCAGCCUGAGAAGUCUUGAUUACACUUAUCCUUUCCUGAAUUGGACGAAAUAUUUUAUUAAUGUGUUGCAACCGCUGAAUUUGGAUCCGAAUAAUUUUUAUGUUCAUUUCUCACCUACUCAUUUAUACGGAUUGGCAGAUCUAUUAAGAACAACGAAUAACAGUGUUCUUGCAAAUUACAUUAUGUUUUCAGUUUUCUUGGAAUCAGUUCCAUAUUUUGGCGAGAAUUGGUCACAGUGGAUAAGGGAAUUCAACGAUAAUCCAAGUUCGCUUAAAUUGUCAUUAUAUACAAAUGACGAAGAUACAUGUAUUAGAUUUCUCAUAGAUAAAUUUAAAAUUGGGAUUGGAUCUCUUUAUGCUCUUUCAUGGGCAAAUACAAAUAAUAAUAAAAUACUUAAAUUAACUUCAAAUGUAUUCCAAUUUUUACGUUUAUCCUUCGAGGAUUUGAUACACCAAUCUGAAUGGUUGAACGAAAAUACGACCAUUCGUGUAAUUGAUAAAGUGAAUAAAAUGAAAGUAAUGGUUGGAUAUCCGGAAGAGCUUUUAAAUAUUGAGAAAGUUGAUAAGUUCUAUGAAAAGUUAACUAUUGAUAACUCUACAAGUUUUUAUGAGAUUGAUUUGUAUUUGAAACGGCUUGGAAUUAAUUUGCAAUUUUUUGCUUUAACUGUACGAGGAGACAGAAAAAUACCAUGGUACCUUUUUCAUAUAAUAGAUGUGAAUGCUUACUAUCAUACAUUAAAUAAUGAAAUCUCCAUAUUAUUGGGUUUUAUUGAAGCGAGCCGAGCUAGUCCCGAUUCUCCCAUGUAUAUUAACUUUGGUGGAAUGGGUUCGAUUACCGGCCAUGAAAUUCAACAUGGUUUCUGUCUGACUACUCAUCUUCUUGAGGAAGAAAAAAGAAUUUUCAAUUUUUCCGAUGAAGUUCAAAAAAUAGUCGAUGAAAGAAGAGAGUGUAUAGUUAAUCGUUAUAACAAUUACGCUACAACUACAGUUAGAGAAGGACAAGUUGUAACCUUAUGGUUCAGAAGUGAGCGUUCAUUUUGUGAAAACUUUUCCGAUCGAGCUGGACUCAAGUUAUCAUAUAUGGCUUAUAAAAAGUACAUCUCUUUACAUGGUGAAGAUAAACUGUUACCACGAUUAACUCAUUAUACUAGAGAUCAGUUGUUUCUAAUACGAGCAGCGGGAAACCAUUGUGGUAAAUAUGAACACGGAUAUUAUAGUUCAUUUUUUGAGCGCAAUACAACUACUCAUCCACCGGGAAAUCUCAGAAUUGAUGGAUUUUCCAAAGAUUUACCUGAGGUUUCGAGGAUAUUCAAUUGUAAACCAGAUGACCCAAUCAAUAGAAGUGGAAAAUGUCUUACUUGGGAGUAAUUAUUAUCUAAAUUUAAUCAAGAAGUGACAUUAAUCACCAUUCAAAUGUAAAAUCUGCCACGAGAAGAAUUGAUUCAAUUACAUUCAAUAUCUGCGGCUAGUUUUGACAUAGUUCACCCAAACUAAAUUGUAAAUAUCGACAACAAUUAAUCAACAGGAUUACCAUUUAAAUGAUAUAAUUUAAAUGUCAUAUUUUCGUUAAAAGUUGAUAAAAAACAAUAAUAAAAUCUCAUUAACAAAAAUUAAUCACCAUCUUAAUCUAAAUCGUGAAUUGAUUUCAUGGAGUCAACAUUGAACAAUUUACAAUAUUCAAAUUUUUCAUUCGAUUAUAUUGAUUCA